Messenger RNA from Suillus plorans, 1132 nucleotides. RefSeq lists its product as uncharacterized. Gene Ontology annotation, molecular function: oxidoreductase activity, acting on NAD(P)H, oxygen as acceptor. Bases 1 to 906 code for a protein of 301 amino acids. The record is from RefSeq and is a predicted model, not a curated record. The transcript has 6 exons. Gene Ontology annotation, cellular component: intracellular anatomical structure. NCBI's taxonomy places the organism in Eukaryota, Fungi, Basidiomycota, Agaricomycetes, Boletales, Suillaceae.
AUGCUCAUGUGGUCACGAAUUCGAACUCAAUCUGCGUCUCCUCUCGGUAAACUCGGUGUCGAGGCUGCCCUCGAGGCUGCUGCAGACCCAUCCAUCACACCAAAGCCCAAGAUCUUCGAUGAGUUCGCGCUAACCGACCGCGUUGGGCUUGUCUCCGGCGGAAAUAGGGGCCUUGGCUUGGAGAUGGCUCUUGCAUGUUGCGAGGCUGGUGCACGUGUCGUAUACUGCUUCGAUCUUCCAGAAAAGCCAUCAGAUGAAUGGAUCGCAAGCAGAGAUUAUGUCGCGAAGCUAGGGAAUAACUCGCGGCUGGAGUAUUUCAGCGAGACCGUCACUGAUCAGCAGGCUCUUUGGAAAAAGACAGAGGAGAUUGGUGAUAAAGAGGGAAGAAUGGACUUUUGCAUCGCUGCGGCUGGUAUUCUCAGGUCACCCAUAGACUGUCUGGAAUACCCCGCAGAGGAGUACAGAGAGGUCCUGGAUGUCAACGCCAGUGGUGUCCUCUUCACUGCGCAGGCUGCUGGCAGACAGAUGUCGCGAUUCGGACGCGGUGGCAGUAUUAUUCUUAUCGCAUCAAUGUCGGGCAGUGUCACUAACAGGGGCCACGCCUGGAUAUCGUACAACACCUCCAAAUCAGCUGUCCUGCAGAUGGCUCGUAGCAUGGCUUGCGAGCUUGGCGAAAAAAAGAUUCGCGUCAACUCGUUGUCUCCAGGAUAUAUGUACACCAGUAUGACUAAAGCAUAUCUGGACAAACAACCGCACCUUCUCGAUGUGUGGUCUAAUAUGAACCCUAUGGGUCGACUCGGACGCCCUAACGAGGUGCGCGGUGUAGUGACGUGGUUGGCAUCUGAUGCAUCGACAUUCUGUACGGGUAGCGAUAUUGUCGUCAGCGGUGGUCUUCACUCCUGGUAAUGGAGCACUCGAGGAGGAAGGGCGAGUCCGUCCAAUUAUGAGGUCCAUCACGACCCGCCUCGCAUGUGGCCCAUAAAAGCCCGUGGCUAUUACAUAAGGCAAGAGCGGGAUUAACAGUGCUUUGAAUGUUGUACAAGAUGCGAAGAUGCAUAUACUUCAAAACUUAGCUUGAGAAAUUGUAUACAUCCGCAGGGAUUUUCAUGCAAGUCUAGGACAACGUUCUAAA